AUGCGUUUUUCCAAACGGCUCCAUGAAAUAAAGGGCGCCGGGAGGACUAAGCUCAAGAGAAUUCUAUACUCACAUCCGACAAUAGAUAAUACCAAGAGUGAUCAAAGCAAAGAAUUGAACACCCCGCAUAUCGAUGAAGAUGUUCCCAUUGCUCAACCCACACCGGAUGAGCCUAGCGAUCUCUGGGAUCGUGCAGAAAAGGCUCUGCGAGGCAGCCCCGAUGGCGAGACGAGAAAUGUCAUGGAGACGUAUUUGUCAAUUCUGGAAUCAGAGCUGGGAUUUGCGAUUGCGGGGAUGGCAUCUUCCGAUCGUCAGAAGCAGCUAUCUAAUUUCACUGUCAACAAAAUUCAAGCUCUCGACGAAAAGAAAUGGACAGUUCGACUACGUGAAAACCAUGUUUCCGUCGAAAGUAUCUACUCUGGGAUUGUGAAUAAUGUGCUGGCUGUGAAGGAUAUCGUUUCCACAGCGGCUGCUGCAGAUCCACAUGUUGCUCUGGCUUGUGCAGGAGUCACAGUAAUAUUAUCGCUGCUCAUUCGGUCAGUGAACGAACACAAGGCGUUGCUGUCUGGCUUUGACUAUACGUCAAAACUGAUCUGCCAGUUUAAUGUGAUUGAAAAACUGUACAUGUCUCGCAAAGAUGUUGUUCUUGCCAACGCGGACGAUGCUAUCCAGUUUGCGACUGAGUUUGAAGCCAGUAUGCUGGAUCUCUAUUCAGGCGUGCUGGAAUUCCAGGCCCGAGCUCUGUGUCACCUUUCUAGACACCCCAUCCGACAGAGAUUCAAAGAGACUUUUGAAAUCAGCAGUUGGAAAGAAAAAAUAGAGGAUAUCAAGGAGUUGGAAACGAUGUGCAGGAACUUUACUUCUGUCAUUGACUCUGCGAAAUUGCACAGUGGUCUGGAAAAGCAAGAACGAGGUCUUUUAGAGGUGAGGGAAAAUACCACUGAAAUCUUGGACAGCCUGAGAAGAUAUCAGAAUCCUCAAACGGCUCAUAUUCGGGAUGAGUUUCUCAAGACGCUUUAUACUUCUCGCUAUGCGGACCACAAAGACAGAAACCAGGAGAAAGUCCAGGGCACAUGUGAAUGGUUUACAAGCCAUCCUCUGUUUCAACGGUGGAGGGACAAUCCAUCGUCUUGCUUCCUUUGGGUUUCUGCAGACCCUGGCUGUGGGAAAUCAGUGCUGGCAAAACAUCUAGUCGACCAUGAGAUCCAGCGGUCCGACAAGCGGAUCGUUUGCUACUUCUUCUUUAAGGAUGACCAUAUGGAGCAAAAGAGUGCAGUUAAUGCCUUGUGUGCCAUGCUACGUCAAUUGUUUCUUCAAAAUGACAAGCUUUUGCGCAAAUCCAUACUUGACGAUUCCCGGAGAGAUCCGGGGCUUACCAAGUCUUUCUCCAGCUUGUGGGAUUUGCUGCUCAAAGUGGCGAGCGACUCGGAUGCCGGGGAAAUUGUCUGUAUUCUAGAUGCUCUAGACGAGUGUGAGGAGCUUGAACGUUCUCAACUUGCCCGAGCCUUGAACAGAUUCUACCGCAGGGAGAACACCAAAUCGGCAUUAAAAUUCCUAGUCACGAGUCGGCCAUACGCUCAUAUACAGCGCGAAUUCCAGUCUCUGAAAAACCAUGCUCCAGAAAUUCACCUAAGUGGCGAAGAUGGCGUUGAGAUAGAGAAGAUCUCCAGUGAGAUCAACCUGGUUAUCCAAGCCCGCGUCGAGGACAUGGGGGAUCGACUGCAACUUGACGAUCACGAACGAGUAUCUCUUCGCAAUCAGCUUCUGCUCUUCCCUAAUCGGACGUAUCUUUGGGUUACUCUGACAUUUGACGUGAUUGAGAACAGCAUCAGCUAUACGAAUAAGAAAGUACAAGAGAUCAUCAACACACUCCCUAGGACAGUCGACGAAGCGUACGAGAACAUCCUGGCUCGAUGUCCCGAUCAGGCGAUAGCCCAAAAACUUCUCCAUAUUGUUGUUUCUGCUGUCAGGCCUCUGACCCUCAAAGAAAUGAGGGUUGCCCUUGCAAUAGGCCCAACUGACCGUAGAUACAAGGAUCUCGAUCUCGAAUCGGAGACACGAUUUCCGGCCGUGGUGAGAAAUAUAUGCGGGCUUUUUGUGACUAUCAUCGAUUCAAGAAUAUAUCUGUUACAUCAGACUGCGAAAGAGUUUUUGGUGAAGAAGACAGAAGAGACAUUGACGCCACGAAAGGAGUGGAGUUUGUCGACAAAUCAUGGAACUGUCGAGCAUCGACGGCAUGGCGAUAUUUCCUUCCCUUGUUGGAAACAUUCUUUGGUGCCAACCGAGUCGAACAACAUCCUAAAUGAUAUAUGCAUCGCAUAUCUCUUGUUUGAAGACUUUGAGUCUUGUCCAGAACGACUUCUCAACGAAUAUACUCAAGCACAUGAUUUCCUAGAAUACGCGACCAAGAACUGGGCCGAACACUUUCGCAAGGCGUCGAGGGAAAAGCAGAUUGCCACUCUAAGAUCAGCGAUCGAGGUGUGCAGGCUAGGUUCCAGGCGAUUUGAUAUGUGGUUUUCUGUAUACCAGAAAAGUCCAGACUGGGAUAGUUCUGACUUGUGGAGUUGGAAUGAGGCUCAGUUCAACGACCUUUUGUUGGGGUCAUAUUUGGGCCUAGAAUUAAGGGUCAAGGAUCUAAUCCGCACUGGCCAAGGACUGAGGGACAGGGGCUCAUUCUUUCAAAGGUCUGCUUUGACUCUGGCAGCCGAAGGUGGACACGAGCGAGUUGUAAAUCUACUCCUAGAUGCAGGGGCCGGUGGUCAACUCUUUGACAUCAAGAAUAAAUCAUAUCAGCCUCUAGAGAAGGCCGCUACCAAUGGCCAUGUUCAGGUCGUGGAAAUUCUCCUAGCCCGGGAAAAGAGUUUCCUAGACACAGCGUGUCCUUCAAAGUCUACGGCACUUUGGUGGGCAGCAGGAAAUGGCCACGAGGGAGUUGUGAGGCUUCUUCUAGCAUCCGGAGCUGAUGCAAAUGGUGACUCUCCCGAUAAAUCACCGCUCUUACCAGCCGCAGAAAAUGGCCAUUUGGAGAUCGUGAGACUCCUCCUGAAACAAAAAGGCAUUGACCCGAUGUGGCAGAGUGCAGCACACAACAGUACAGUACUUACUCUCGCUGCAACACGCGGCGAUGAUCAGCUUGUCAAAAUCCUCCUCUGUGUCGAGGGUGUUAAUCCAGAUCGCCGAAAUCGCGAAGGCUGUUCGCCUCUAUUCCUGGCUGCAGGGGAAGGUCACAUAGAAAUAGUCAAGCUUCUGAUCGCAACAAACGCCGUCCAACUUGACGCAAAAGACUCAGUCAAGCAACAAACCCCGCUCCUCUCGUCUCUCAUAGCAGGACACGACGCAAUAUCCAAGCUUCUCGUCGACAGCGGAGCCCAAGAUCUCGAUUGCGUUGAUUCCAUUUCAGGCGGCCGCACUGCGUUAUCAAUCGCCGCCGAGCGCGGCAACGAGACUCUAUUCAAUCUCCUUUUAGCAACGGGAAAAGUGAACCCCAAUUCCAAGUCCACAUAUAACCGUACGCCGCUUUCAUACGCCUGCGAAAGCGGCGCCACUGGCAUUGUCAGGCGGCUAUUAAAUGCAGAAGGCGCGGACCCUAACCUCGCCGACACGAAUUACGGCCGAACACCGCUCUCAUGGGCGGCGGCGAAUGGUCAUUUAGAGGUAGUCCAACUGUUGUUGCAGUCAGCUGCAGUUGAUGUGAAGUCUUGCGAUCUCGUUCAUGGACGCACGCCGCGCUCAUGGGCCCUUGCGUAUAACCAUUUAAAGGUUGCUCAUAUAAUCCGAGAAGAAGAGAUUCGAAGAGCGCCGGAGGAUGCGUUGGAAAUGAUGGCUCCUGAGUGUGCUGGUCAUGAUAUCCCUCAUCCCAAGCUGCCAUGGCGCGUGCCGACUUUUGUAUUGUCUGAGUAUGGCGAUGAUGGUGUUGUUCAGCCGAAGUCGCUACCCGAGUUAGAUUUGCCGGCGUCUGAGGAUGCUGAUGAUUACGAAGCGAUAUACGACGAUGAUGUCGUUCAGUCUAAGAUGCCAUCGCCUGUGAUCGAUUCGUCGGAGUCUGAGGAUAGUGAUGAUGAUGUAGCUUACUCUAAGCUCCCAUGGCGUGUGCCGCCUGUGGUGGUUACAGAACAUUAG
This is a messenger RNA of Penicillium griseofulvum, 4119 nucleotides long. RefSeq lists its product as uncharacterized. Bases 1 to 4119 code for a protein of 1372 amino acids. NCBI's taxonomy places the organism in Eukaryota, Fungi, Ascomycota, Eurotiomycetes, Eurotiales, Aspergillaceae. The transcript is spliced from 2 exons. The record is from RefSeq and is a predicted model, not a curated record. Gene Ontology annotation, molecular function: protein binding.